This is a messenger RNA of Nicotiana tabacum (common tobacco), 1193 nucleotides long. RefSeq names its product mediator of RNA polymerase II transcription subunit 11-like. Gene Ontology annotation, cellular component: mediator complex. Gene Ontology annotation, biological process: regulation of transcription by RNA polymerase II. Gene Ontology annotation, molecular function: transcription coregulator activity. The record is from RefSeq and is a predicted model, not a curated record. Lineage: Eukaryota; Viridiplantae; Streptophyta; Magnoliopsida; Solanales; Solanaceae.
AUCAUUAUACAUGUACCGCAUAUGUAUAAUCAAAUUAAUUUUUUUUCAUGUUUUCUUCCUUUUUUUGGAAUAAUUCAUGUAUAAAUCUACUUUUCUUGUUGAUUCUCAGCUAAAUCACGAACUUGCAGCAAUUGUUUCUAAAUUUUACCAUAUAAGUAGAAUCAAUGAAAAAUUGGGGGACAACUUGCAACAGUAAAGACAAAUUGGGGGAGAAAUUAUACGACAGAAGAAUUAGAAAAUCUCGUGAUUUCAUCUAAAUAAGAUAAUUAUCCUGAUUAAACUCCGUUGCCAAGUAAAAAAUCUAAAAAAUACUCUUUUUACAAAUAUUAGCCGACUAUUUUUGGCUACAGAUUUGUAAAUUUAUAACUGGGCUAUUAUGUUGCAAGUCAUAUAUGUGAGUUGUAUUUAUGUGAAAUUAUCCCUAUAGAUUAAGUUUUAUUUGAAACCAAUAUUUUAUGUUAGGUUAUAUGUUCCAAUUCCUAUUAAACCAACCAUUUAUCCUUAAAAAAAAAAAAAGAUUUCUAAUAUAAUCUUGCAGUGAUCAAAGAACUUGGCUGUUCUCUUGAAUCAAAGCUAGGGCUAAUCUCCAUAACUCUUCUUCCCUAGGCCUCACAAACAAGAUACACGCAGAAUACCAUGGAUUUACAAAGCCAGAAUACUUCGUUGCAGCGGCUGCAAAAUGUUGAGAAGAGGAUAGUUAGAGUUCUGGAGCUAGCAGGAGGUGUAAUGGAUGAAAUGGCAAAUCCAAGUGGUCCGAGGAAGGAGCUUAUUAACAACCAUUGCAGUGAGUUUAUGCAACUAAUCAAGGACAUCCAGGUCACACUGCGAGAAGAAAUCAAAAGCGCAUGUGAAUAUCGUCCUUUUGAGAAGUGUGACUAUGUACCAAGAAUAUCAAACGAGAUCUGUUGCAAGAAACUAGAAUAUGUCAUUUCUCAGUUUGAUGAUAUGAAGCGAACAAUUGAUGGUUAUCAUGCUGCAGCGUUAGACCAUAUGACCCUAGAUUAGUGAGUAAUGUAGGAAUAUGUCCCUGUAAUGCUGGAUUUAUAUCUUAUUCCAUCAAAACUUAGGUUCAUUAUCUGCUGUUGAAAUUAUAGGCAUGAAAAAUUGGUGCUCACUUGUUUUUUGUUCAUGUUGCAAAAUUUGCACUAUUUGUUUGAGUACGUUAUCUACUGUAUUUCUUAUUUGAACUUGAA